Messenger RNA from Hevea brasiliensis (rubber tree), 1138 nucleotides. RefSeq lists its product as uncharacterized. NCBI's taxonomy places the organism in Eukaryota, Viridiplantae, Streptophyta, Magnoliopsida, Malpighiales, Euphorbiaceae. The coding region runs from base 31 to 984 and encodes 317 amino acids. The transcript has 3 exons. The record is from RefSeq and is a predicted model, not a curated record.
UGCUCUGCCUCCAUAGCUGCCAAAUGCAACAUGGGUUUUUGGUCACACAAGCGCCUUUUCUUGGCCUUUCUCAUUCUUGCUUCAGCCAUUGAUGGGGCUCUAGGAGAUGCUAUGGUUAGUGGCACUGUCUUCUGUGACCAAUGCAAGGAUGGCCAAAGAUCUCUCUUCGACUAUCCCAUUUAUGGGAUCAAAGUCACGAUGGCCUGUGCAGAUAGUAAUGGCCAAAUUACAAUGUCAAGAGAAGAGACAACAAAUUGGUUUGGAAACUACGCAAUGAGGUUUGAUGGCGCCCCAGACUUGAGCAAUUGUUAUGCUGAGAUUUCAAGCAAUGGUCAGAGUUCAAAUGGCUGUGGUGCAGCAGCUGGUCCUGCCCAAAAGCUAAAGCUGAUGUUCAGGAUGUUUGAUAUGGAAAUUUACAGCGUGGAUUCUUUGCUUUCUCAGCCUGCUCAGCCCAUGUCAUUUUGUCCAAGAUCCACAAACCCAAUGCCUGCACCUGUAAAUCCCGUAAGGCCUCCAGUGCCUGUAUCGCCUCCACCUUUCAAGCUCCCUCCAAUCCCUAGAUUGCCUCCGCUGCCUCCACUGCCUCCUAUGCCACCAGUUCCUUUCCUGGAAGCAUCAGCUUGUACACACCAGUAUUGGACUAUGCCAGAGUACAAAUGCUACUGGAGGGCAGUGAACCCUGAGAUGAAGGUAGCAGUUGUUUUUGGGUUGCUUGCAGCAAGAAGAUAUGGUACAGACAUGUCAUUAUGGCAAGGCCUACAAGGGAGAGGAGAUCCUUACAGGACUCUCCUGAGGGAAGGGACAACAGCACUCCUCAACUCUUAUAAUAGUCUGGAAUUCUCUUACAAUUCAAUAAGUGUUGUUACACAUAUGAACUGGGCCUUAAUGGGCUCCCAAAGGAGUGUUCUCCUCACUGCUCUUAGGUUUAAGAGGGCGAAUUCUGGUUAUGGCCAUGAUACUUGCAAAUUCACCCCUUGCAAGUGACUUAUAUUGAUCAUUAUGCCAUUUUCAUCUCCACUGGUUAGAUUUUAUUACCUCUAUAUAUAGGCUAUAGUUAUAGUAUGAGCUUGGAUUCUAUCUCGUUCUUGUUGUUUGUUUAACAGUUCAAAUAUUUAAGUCUACCAAUAAUUUUCUUUUU